UAUCACCUGUACUAUUGUAUAGUUUUCUACUGCUGCUACUGUUAUUUCUCCUUGUUACAGUUCACAUUUCACUCACUAGGAGAAGGAGGGAUACAUUUGGAAAUGUGAAAGUGAAGCAAAACCAAAAUAUGUCAGUGAACUUUUUACAAUUUAAAGUGAAAAAAAUUUUCUCAUUGUUUGAGUUCCACCUCAACCACCACCAUCUUCAUGAAGCCUUCACCUAAUUCACCAAACUGGCAAUGGUUCUCCCCAUAACAACUCUUUUUCACCUCUUUUGCCUUUGCAUGUGUGUCUUCUUUCCUUAUUAAAGCAUUAGGUCCUAAAAGAUGAAGACCUGUUACAUUGUUAUUGUUUGCCUCCUGUAUCACCUUAUCUUGCCCAAGGCUUUCUAUGAAAACUUUUUUUUAAACUUUUACUUUCUGCCUUAGUAACAACUCUAAGACAGAAAAGCAAGGGAUAGACAAACAGGGUUAAUUGCAGUGCCCAGGCAUACAGCUAGGAAGUAUCUAAGGCCACAUUUGAACUGAGGUUCUUCUGAUUUCAGGACUUCCUGUCCACUAUGCCACCUUGAUGCUCCCCCCACCCACACAUAAACUUAUUCAUGUACAUCUGAUCCCAUUACUCUGCUACUCAAAUACCUUCAGUGUCUCUCUGUCAUCUAGAGCAGUGAUGGCAAACCUUUUAGAGACCAAGUGCCCAAACCAAGUGCCCCACCCCCUUACUUAGACAGGGGAGGGAGAAAGAACUCCAAUUGGGCUGCUGGGAAGAGGGUCCUCAGGCCUAUGUGGAGAGAGAGAGGGGAGCAGCCUCCCUCUGGCUUUCUAGUAAGAAACUCUGUGCUGCGGCAAUGGUGGGCGUGAGAGAGCUCUGAGUGCCACCUCUGGCACACAUGCCAUAGGUUCACCACUACAGAUCUAGAAGAUAAAACAAUUCAAGAUAAAACAAUUUUGUUGGGCUAUGAAGGUGCUAAAUAACUUGACUGCAACCUUUCUUUCUAGUCUUUCUUCAUACUCCUCCUCUCUAAAAAUUUAACAAUGAGAACAAAGUUUAGUAUAAGAACUUGGUUAAAAUUCCAGAUUUUUUCAAGCAGCUUAUAGUCAUGCAUAGAAAGAAAGCUGGCCUCAGACUAAGAGAAACUAAGGUUAAAAUCUUGUCUUUGACAUAAACUGGCAUUGUGAUCUUGAGUGAGUCAAUAAAAUCUCAUUGUCAAAGGAACAUUUCUAAUUUAGGGGGAUGGGCAUUAUGGGGGUGAUAUAUUAGAGUACUCACUUUGCAAUUAGAAGAUUUGGGUUCAAGUUUCUCUUUUGAUACAACCAUUGGGACCACCAUAAAAGCACUUAAACUCUCUUUGCGAAAAGAAGGGUUAAUUUAUACUGCAGUAGAAGUUAUACCUUUGCUUUGGUAUGAUAAAUUCUGUAUCAGAAGUUCCCUAUACUGAUUUUAUGUUUGUUGGACUUAUUUGUAUACAUUACAAUGUUGCUUUUCAGUGGUUUCAAUCAGGCUAACUCUUUGUAAUCUUAUUUGGGAUUUCCUUGGCAACGAUACUGAAAUGGUUUGUUAUUCCCUUCUCUAGCUCAUUAUUCAGAUGAGGAUACUGAAGCAAACAGGGUUACGACUUGCUCUUAUAGCUAGUAAGUUUCUGAGACAAGAUCUGAACUCAAAUCUUCCUGACUCCAAGUCCAGUUCACUGUCCUUUGAACCAUCAAGCUGCCCUUUAAAUUACUGUAUCAGGGUAUAAGGCACUACCCCUUUUUAGCAUUAAAAAAAAAUAAUUCCAAUUUUUAUGGUUUGUUUCUGUGUUAUCUUACCUGAAACUGAACCUAUCCCCAAAGAUUUCUAUAGAUUGGUGUGUUAUCUCAUGACACAGAUGUGUUUUAUAAGAUAUUAUCUGUUGUUGCAUGCCUCUAGCUGUUGCUAUAGGCUGUUACAUGAUUCAGGUGUGCUGUGGUAUGUUUUCAUGUGGAGAAACAUGUUACGUGGCAUGUGUCUGUAGUGUGUUGUCACAUGAUGCUAGUAUGUUCUUGUAGGGCACUGGCAUACUGUGAUGGGAUCUCACAUACUGCAGACUAUGUAGCAUGGCAUACUGUCAUGGGCACUGUCAUUGCAUGUUGCCAUGUAACACAAUCAUGUUAUUAUGUGCAAUUGUGUGUUGCUGUAUGAUAUGGCUAUGUUUAUUGUGAUGUGUGCAUGUUGCCCUGUUUAAUCAUGUGGUGUGGUUUUGUUGUGGUAUGUUAUAUGACACAGACAUGUUGGUACAAGGAAUUUCCUCAAUGAGAGUUCCCUCUACCAAUAAAAUCUCAAAUUGAGUUAAUAAAGACAACUCCAUAGAAAUUCAGGACAGAGAUACUGAGUAAAUCUUCAAAUCCAAAGUCCUUUACAUUCUGUCAUCCUUCCCAACCCAGCUUUUAAUCAAUCAUUAGUAUCUUUCCUCUGUAUACCUUUCACACCUAUAUGGGGAAAAAAAUACUUCACCAAGAGUUACUCAUUUUUUGGUUUUGUGUGUCUUCUUUCACUUCUCAGGAACAGAAAUGAUCAAUAUUUGGAAUAAAACAAAGGUGCAUCUAAAUAGGACAGGGGAUUUGAACGUUGGUAGGAAUACUUGAAUUUGAAUCCAGUCACAAACACAUCUUAGCUGUGUGACCUUAGCAAGUCAUAUAAACUUUCUGUGCCUAUUUCCUCAUUUAUAAAAUGGGGAUAAUAAUACCCAUCCAUUAUUCUCUACCCUUGAGUUAUAUAACCAUGGCUUCCUCAGAGCACACUACUCUCCAACUGUCUCAUUCUUUCUUCCUCAUCCUCUUCAAUGUUAUUUUUCCCAAAUGUUCAAAUUCACAAUAAUGAAUAUAUUUCUCUUAACUCUGAGGAAGCAAGAAUGGUCAGGACCCUAGUAAAGAGCAGUUGGCAUUAUCUAUAUAGAGUAAAGGCUUUUUGUUUGUUUUACCUUGCUUUGUUUGUUUUUUUAACAUUGGUUAUUUUAGAGUUGUCUAUUUCCUUCAAGCCACAGUAGGAUCAAUCAAAAGAAAUGAGAAUCUUUAAAGAAGUAAAGAUUUAGAAGGGACAUAAUAGCUGUCUUUAAGCAUUUGAAGAGAUGGCAUAUGCAAGAGGGAUUAAAUAUGCUCUAUCUGGCCACAAGAAGCAGAAUUCAGAAUAAUGGUUAGAAGCUGCAAAAAGACAGAGGUUUGGGGUAAGAAAAAACUUCCUAAUACUUAGUUCUAUACAAAAGUGGGAUGGGCUGCUUUGGAGUGUCCCCACUAUUGGAGUAGCUUCAAGAAAAGGUAGAAUAACUGAUCAAAGAAUUACAUAUCACAUCACCCUGUCCCUAUUCAAUAAGUUCCAGUGACUCCUGAUUACUUUCUUUCUUUUUUUUAAACCCUUACCUUCCAUCUUGGAAUCAAUACUGGAUAUUGGUUCCAAGGCAGAAGAGUGGUAAGGGUUUGGCAAUGAGGGUUAAAUGAUUUGCCCAGGGUCACAUAGCUAGAGAGUGUCUGAGGCCAUAUAUGAACCAUCUCUAGGCCUGGCUCUCAAUCCACUGAGCCACCCAAGUGCCCCCCUGAUUACUUUCAAUAUAAAAUACAAAGUCCUUUAAUUGAUACUGAAGAAGUUUUCAUGACCUAGCCAGUUCCUAUCUUUAUAAUUUUUUUCCUUACCCAUACAGGGACAUUGUCCUCUUUUCUGCUCCUCUCACAAGGCACUCCAUCUCACUAGUCUAAGCAUUUCCCCUGCCUUUCCUGAAGGCUUGAAUAUUCUCUACUCCCUGACUUCUUAGGCUUCCUUUAACUCUCAGCUAAAAUCCUUACCUUCAGCAAGAAGCCUUUCCUAAACCCUUUUAAUGCUAGACCUUCCCUUUGUAGCAGAUAAAAUUAGGUUCUCUACUAGAAGUUUUAUAUUUUUAAAGGUUUAUUAAAGAUUAAGAAUUAAAGAAAAUACAAAAUAAGAAAGCAUGUGUCUAGGCCCAGAGAGCCCAUUCACAACCACUCACAUCUUGCCUGCCAGGUAGAGAGCAGCAUGUGCUUGGAAGCAGAAGUUUAAAUAGAAAUUUUGGUCCCGCGCAGGUGGGAACUCAGGUGAGACUAGAGGGCAUCCUGGGAACUAGAGCAAGGACUUCUGGGGAUUGAAGUCUGGGGCUCAAAUCUCCAUUUUUACACUUUUGAUGAUUAUUUCCAAUUUAUACUGUAUCUAUCAUGUUUAGAAACAGUUGUUUGCAUGUUAUCUGCCCCAUUAGAAUGUGAGUUUCCUCCUAGAUUGUCUUUUUCUACCUUUGUAACUCCAAAAUUUAGGACAGUGCUUGCUGCAGAGUAAGCACUCAAUAUAUUCUUCUUGACUGUAUUGUAGAAAAGAUUCUUUUUCAGGUAAAAGUUGCACUGGAUGGUCUCUAAUGUUCCAACUCUAUGAUUUUAUGAAAGCAAAUGUUUAUUGAGCAUAUACUGUAUGUCAAAAUAUUAUCUCUGAUACAGUUGGGGGUAUAGGAAAGAAUAAGGCAUGAUCCCUACUCUCAAGUAACUAGUUACUUGAUUACUUUGAGUUUUUAGAUAUAGAAGAGAAUAUUCAUUCUGAAAACCAAGAUGUGGUAACCAGGCAAUAUGAAAUUGCUGAAUGGCAAACUGAUUUUAUAAAGAAAAGUUACCUAAGCUUUAAAAAGGCCAGAUCAGGGAUAUUCAGACCCUUGCAAACAAUAUGUGUUUGUUGUUAGGUAGUUUCAUACCAAACUAAGACAGUCAUGAGAAAAGAAGCAAUUUCUAAACUGCUUGACUCCAUUAAUAAGAUUUUUUUUCAUUCAAUAAGAGCAAAAUUCUACCAUAUCUUUCUUGUGGUUCUCCCAGAAACAUGAGAAUGAAAAAGGAAAAAGAGGGUGGAGGAAGAAAAAUGUAAUUCAAGAAGGUUUGGGGGUUUGAUUGCAUGCUUUUCCUUCAUGGAAUCUUCAUGUGAGAAAGGAGUAUGGGUAUUUGAACAUUUUCUGACUAUCUGUUUAAAGGAAAUAGUUUCAUCAGUUUCCACUGAUUAUCUGACUUUUGUGACCCCUUGUAGGGUUUCCUUGGCAGAGAUACGGGAGUGGUUUGCCAUUUCCUUCUCCAGUUCAUUUCACAGAUGAGGAAAUUGAGGCAAACAGGGUUAAGUGACUUGCCCAGGUACAUAAAGCUAGUGUUGGAGGCCAGAUUUGAAUUGAUCUACUAAGAUGAGUCUUCCUCAAUCUAUCCACUGCGCCACCUAGCUUCCCCAGCACUCAACACCUAGCACAACCCCAUACGCAGAUCCAAUUUUCUAGACUCUGCCAGGGCUCUGGCUUAGCUCACUCUACCCUACAAGGUGAAGGAACAUGCCAAGAACCAGUUGCCAAAACCUAGUACCUGCAAAAAGGCCUCCUUUUACGCCUCUACUCAGGAAAGAAAGCGAGCAAUUGUCCUUCCAAUUAGUCCCUGCCAGAAGGCGUUCCGACUUAGGCUGGAGGCCGGUAGGGUGGUCAGUACGCUUCCCAACCCGGCUCACUGCGGCUUUUCUUCAAAUCCGUACCCUCGCGCCCACCCACUGGGCAGCUCAUGUCCUUCUCACCCCAAUGGCACCAUAUCGCAGUUAUCCGCUACACCUCUUCUGGGUCUCGACACCGCCCCAAGCCCAGUCUAGAGGCUGGCAAGAGGAAGUGGGAGUGGGGGGAGGGGAGUAGGGAAGAGGCUUUCAGGAAGACAGAUAGGACUCCGUUUCCACUUAAUCAGUUUGGGAUUGUGAUUUAGAAGAACCUUGGGGUCGAGGUGAGAGGGUCCUGCUUAUUUGCGGAGGAAGCAGCACAGGAUGAGGUGGGGUACCUCCAGGAGGGGGAGGAAUAGCAGCAGCAGCAUUCAGGAAAGGCCUUUCACUGCAGUCAGCCGCGCGGCCCACUCUAGACCACUCCCAUCAAUGCAGCUACGGGCUGCACGCAGAUUCACACCCCUCUCCCCAAUUCGUGCCCCCUAGUAGCCAAAGCAACCCCACCCAACUCCUUUUAUUUCUUCUCUGCGACCCCAGAUCCCAAUUCAGCCCCACCCCUCGUUUCUUCGCGGUGUCUGGGACAAUGCAGCACUCGGACCCGCCCUGCGCCGAGAAGGGCUCGCGACCGCCUCCCCGACUAGCACAUUACCUCACCGAGGAAGCCGGGGCGGGCAGCGCACAGAGGCGGAGAGCGAGAACCGAGGCUGGCUGACGGCUAGCGAGUGAAUGAAGAGGGCGGGGCGCAUGCGCGCUUCCUCCGCCCCCUUAUAAAAGGCUCGGCUUGGGGUUCAAUCGCUCUCAGCUGCAGCCUCGGGAUCUGGCUAGCUAGAGCGUCUGUACUAGCCGGGCCAGCUGAGGGAACGAACAGCGCAGGCGCGCUUCCUCUGCCCCCUUGUAAAAGGCUCCGCUUGGGGUUCAACCUCUAUCAGCUGCAGCCUUGGCAUCUGGCUAGCUAGAGAUUCUGUACAAGCUAAGCCAGUUGAGGGAACGAACAACCGCUUUCGCAAGCAGGCACCAUGCGGGAAAUUGUGCACAUCCAGGCUGGCCAGUGCGGCAACCAAAUAGGAGCCAAGUUUUGGGAGGUCAUCAGUGAUGAACAUGGUAUCGACCCUACUGGCAGUUACCAUGGAGACAGUGACUUGCAGCUAGAGAGAAUUAACGUGUACUACAAUGAAGCUGCUGGUAACAAAUACGUACCUCGGGCAAUCCUGGUAGAUCUGGAACCUGGCACAAUGGACUCGGUCAGAUCUGGACCAUUUGGCCAGAUCUUCAGACCAGAUAACUUCGUUUUUGGCCAGAGUGGUGCAGGAAAUAACUGGGCCAAAGGCCACUACACAGAGGGAGCAGAAUUAGUCGAUUCUGUCCUGGAUGUAGUGAGGAAGGAGUCAGAAAGCUGUGACUGUCUCCAGGGCUUCCAGUUGACCCAUUCCCUGGGAGGUGGCACUGGGUCCGGAAUGGGAACCCUGUUGAUCAGCAAGAUCAGGGAAGAGUACCCAGACAGAAUCAUGAAUACCUUCAGUGUGAUGCCCUCCCCCAAAGUGUCCGACACCGUGGUGGAGCCCUACAACGCCACCCUGUCUGUGCAUCAGCUGGUGGAGAAUACCGAUGAGACCUACUCCAUCGACAACGAGGCUCUGUAUGACAUUUGCUUCCGAACCCUGAAACUCACCACACCCACUUACGGAGACCUCAACCACUUGGUCUCUGCCACCAUGAGUGGAGUGACCACCUGUCUGAGGUUUCCGGGCCAGCUGAAUGCUGAUCUGCGCAAACUGGCAGUGAACAUGGUACCUUUCCCCCGCCUCCACUUCUUCAUGCCAGGCUUUGCCCCCCUGACCAGCCGUGGUAGCCAGCAGUACCGAGCUCUGACGGUGCCUGAGCUCACCCAGCAGAUGUUCGAUUCUAAAAACAUGAUGGCGGCCUGCGACCCGCGCCAUGGUCGCUACCUGACUGUGGCCGCCAUCUUCCGGGGCCGCAUGUCCAUGAAGGAGGUGGAUGAGCAGAUGCUCAACGUGCAGAACAAGAACAGCAGCUACUUUGUGGAGUGGAUCCCCAACAACGUGAAGACGGCCGUGUGCGACAUCCCACCCCGGGGCCUCAAGAUGUCUGCCACCUUCAUUGGCAAUAGCACAGCUAUUCAGGAGCUGUUCAAGCGCAUUUCAGAGCAGUUCACAGCCAUGUUCCGUCGUAAGGCUUUCUUGCACUGGUACACGGGGGAAGGCAUGGAUGAGAUGGAGUUCACCGAAGCGGAGAGCAACAUGAACGACCUGGUGUCCGAGUAUCAGCAGUACCAAGAUGCUACUGCUGAUGAACAAGGGGAAUUUGAGGAGGAAGAGGGGGAGGAUGAAGCUUAGGGACAGCAGAAUACAUUAAGCAUCUUCAAUGGACUGUAUAUUAAUUGUGCUAAAGCAUGGUCUUUCUUACUUGUAUACUAUAUGGUGCUCAGUUUUGCCACUGUCAGAAGUUAACUGUUGAUGUAAUAAUGUGGAACACUUUAAAAUUAUGGUAAUAUCUAUGUUAAAAUAUCUAUACUCAUAAAAGGCAUGUAUCUAAAA
Messenger RNA from Monodelphis domestica (gray short-tailed opossum), 8012 nucleotides. RefSeq names its product tubulin beta-2A chain. Gene Ontology annotation, biological process: microtubule-based process. The record is from RefSeq and is a predicted model, not a curated record. Lineage: Eukaryota; Metazoa; Chordata; Mammalia; Didelphimorphia; Didelphidae. Gene Ontology annotation, cellular component: microtubule. Gene Ontology annotation, molecular function: GTP binding; GTPase activity; structural constituent of cytoskeleton.